This is a messenger RNA of Vicugna pacos (alpaca), 8184 nucleotides long. The record is from RefSeq and is a predicted model, not a curated record. NCBI's taxonomy places the organism in Eukaryota, Metazoa, Chordata, Mammalia, Artiodactyla, Camelidae.
GCCUUCCAGCUUCCUCAGCGCACAGCGUCCAGGCUCUACAUGAAGCUGACGUGAAAGGAUCCAGGGGAAAGGCCCUGCGUCCAGGGACAGGAUGACCAAAAGCCGGCUCUUCCGCCUGUGGCUGGUCUUGGGCUCUGUCUUCACCAUCCUCCUGAUCAUCGUGUACUGGGACAGCGUGGGCACCGCCCACUUCUCCCUGCCCACCUCCUUCUCCAGGCCGCACCCGCUGGAGGCCCUCCCCACCGGCCGGGCAGACGAAAAGGAGUUCGCCUCCGAUGUGGACGCGUUUCUGGAGAAGCUUCUCAGUGCUGGCGUGAAGCAGAGCGUCCUCCCCGGGAAGAGGGCGGAGCAGCCCCCACUGCUGGCCUCCAGCAGGCCCGCGCCCGGCAACAUGGAGGAGAGCGUGCGGGGCUACGACUGGUCCAGCCACGGCGCCCCGCAGAGCCCGGACGUGGACGGGCGGCAGGCCGAGCGCAGGAGCGUGCUCAGGGAGCUCUGCGCCAACACCAGCUUCGUGUUCCCCACCAAGGAGCGCUCCUUCGAUGACAUCCCCAACUACGAGCUGAACCACCUCAUCGUGGACGACCGGCAUGGGGUCAUCUACUGCUACGUGCCCAAGGCGGCCUGCACCAACUGGAAGCGCGUGAUGAUCGUCCUGAGCCAGAGCCUCUCGGACCGGGGCGUCCCCUACCGCGACCCCCUGGACAUCCCCCGGGAGUACGUCCACAACUCCAGCACCCACCUGACUUUCAGCAAGUUCUGGCGUCGCUACGGGAAGUUCUCCCGCCACCUCAUGAAGGUCAAGCUGAAGAAGUACACCAAGUUCCUGUUCGUGCGGGACCCCUUCGUGCGCCUCAUCUCGGCCUUCCGCAGCAAGUUCGAGCUGGAGAACGAGGAGUUCUACCGCAAGUUCGCCGUCCCCAUGCUGAGGAUGUACUCCAACCACACCAGCCUGCCCGCCUCGGUCAGCGAGGCCUUCAGCGCGGGCCUCAAGGUGUCCUUCGCCAACUUCAUCCAGUACCUGCUGGACCCCCACACCGAGAAGCUGGCGCCCUUCAAUGAACACUGGCGGCAAGUGCACCGCCUCUGCCACCCCUGCCAGAUAGACUACGACUUCGUGGGCAAGCUGGAGACGCUGGACCAGGACGCCGCCCAGCUGCUCCGGCUCCUCAAGGUGGACAAGCUGCUCCAUUUCCCCCCGAGUUACCGGAACAGAACUGCCAGCAGCUGGGAGGAGGACUGGUUCUCCAAAAUCCCCCUGGCCUGGAGGCAGCAGCUUUACAAACUCUACGAAGCAGAUUUUGUGCUCUUUGGCUACCCCAAGCCUGAAAAUCUACUUAGAGACUGAAGGCAUUAGGAGAAAAUCCCAAAUACCAAAACCAGAACAAAGCGGAACAGACCACACGCUCAUGCCUUUACUCUAAGCCUGAGCACAGGGCCUGUGUUCCCGCCGCCGUCUUCCUGAGCUCGGCGCGAUGGGUUGCCACGUGUAUUUUUUUACGGCUUCGUUUCCCUCCCGUUGUGACACGUCACAGAGUCCCACAGUGCUCCUGCUGGUGAGGCCACUGGGAGCGCCUGGAAUUGACCAUGCCCACGCCCUAGUUUGUAAAAUAACCUAUGAUUUUGCAGUCUAGGUCCACUGCCUAUGUUCAUCGAGUGCUGUGUUAAUAUUGUUUUUUAAGAUUAAUAUAUUUCAGAUAUUUAAUAUGAAAAGUGGAGAAGGAAAUGGUGGAGUAAAAGGUCACAUCUGCCCCUUCUGCCUGCCCUGUGGUCAUUCUGGUGGAGGGACGGACGGAUGCUCACUGAGGGGCUCUGAGCGGCAUCGGGGCCCACGCCGGGACCUCAGAGCCGCCGUUCAAGGAAGGGAGGGUUCGUGGUUGUCUUCAGCAAAAAGGAGGAACUUGAAUUUCACAUUAGGCCUUGCUGUAUUUGUGCGGGGUUAGCAGACAAGCCCUUACAAGGUGAGAGCUCUCUUACUAGGUGACACGUGAGAAGGGAAGGCGACUGAUAAGGGUUUCAUAUUUGAGAUCAGGUGGAAGGUGAAUCAUGCGUCCUGGUCGCAGUCACAGAAGCUGGCUCUUAACUCCAGCCGUCCCUUUAACUUCUCACUCACGGGCACGAGGAUUUGCAGUAACAGGGACGGUGAGGUGGAGGAGUGUCCCCAGAACGCACUCCCCGCAUCAGCAAGGCCGGGCUCGGGUGUGGUCCUCCUCGCUGGCCCGGCUGGUGGGUUUAGCUCUGGGGAUGCUCACUGUCGAGGACGUGACUCACCAGGAUUGUCAGGUUCGGUGGCCUUGCCCUGGUGAAGGUGUCUGCUAGUCCAGGAGGGCUCUUCUUGAACAUCUGGUUCAAACCCCCUGCAGGGUUUGCUGUGAGCCUGCAAUUGGUGGUAAGUGUGUGGUGGUUCCCUGGUGUUUGGGCGUCACAGUAGACCACGUUCCUGAGGAGCUGGCAGUACACGCGGAAGUCCUCCCCUGGGCCUCCUGGGUGUGCGGCACCUCGGCUUUUCCCGGCCUCGAGGUGGGGCUGUGGAUUGAGCCCAGGCCUUCAGCGCUCGCCUUGCAGACUCGGAGCUCCACGGUGGUAGAAACCACCCGUUCCUUUGGAAGCUUCCGUGCUUUCCGCAGGACAGUCGGCAGCAGAAACACACACUCGACGAGUCCAGUGUUGGAGUCGUUGUCUGAAGAGCCGUGGUCACUCUGGGGAUCUGUGGGACACCUGUUCACUCAUCAGUGGUCUGGGCCACCUCUUGGGCUGGGCUGUGGGUCCCCGUGUGGACAAGGUAGCUCUGCCUUGGGGGAGCUUGGUGGUCUUCUGGUGUGGGACGAGGGGAGCAGGCACCCUGAUCCCAGCCCGGCAGGCCGAGUGCCCUGCGAACAGCACAGAGUGGGUGAGAGAAGAACGGGCUUCCUGAGGGAGACGGUGGCCGAGCUCGGCCUGAAGGGCACAGAAGGUUUUGAAGGUUGCGUGAAGUACAUUCACAGUGUUGUGCAGCCGUCACCACCAUCCGGCCUCCUAACCCUCCGUCUUGUCAAACUGAAGCUCUGUCCCCAUGAAGCGCUUGCUCCCCAUCCCCCUGCCCCGGGCCCCCACCCUCUACUUUCUGUCUCCAUGAAUCUGACUCCUCCAGGUCCUCAUAAGUGGAAUCAAACAGUAUAUGUCGUUUCGUAUCAGGCUUAUUUCACUGAACAUCACGUCCUCAAGGCUCGUGCACAUUGUAGCAGGUGUCAGUUUCUUUCCUUUCUAAGGCUGAAUAAUAUUCCAUUGUAUGGAUGCACCAAAUUUUAUUUGUUGAUGGACACUUGGGUUGCUUUCACAUUUUAGCUACUGUGAAUAAUUCUGCUAAUGACAUAAGUGUACAGAUUCCUCCCUCAGACCCUGCUUUCAGUUCUUCUGGGUGUAGACCCAGGAGGGGGAUUGCUGGAUCGUAUUGGACCUGGUGACAUUUUAUAAACUGAGUCAGUGAGGGAAGGCUUGCAGACCUUCUGGUGUUAGAGGAGAGCUGAGAGGAAGUCCUGGGACACCAGGCGAUGCUUGGGGUUGUUUCAGACCCACGCGACAUGUGGUGAAUACACCGUGGAGUUCAGUGAUGCAUUGUCGUCUGGGGUAACUGUUACUCUUCAAGACAAGCCAUGGUAUUUAAAGUGAGUGAUGUAGUGAUUCUGAAGCACCUCUUCGGCCGCCAUCGGCACAGCGGUGGCAUCUGUCUCUGUUGGUCGUCUCUCCCUGAAGUGUGUUCAUUUCAAGAAUAUUCAGACAAAUGUCAAAACUCACUGGGGUGUGAUCUCAGUGACGGCAGGGCCGUGCCUCCUUCCUUUCUUUAUUCCUGGUUCUUCGCAUAGUUGCCCUGUAGGUUAGUUUCUGUGGGUGUCGGGGUGUGUUUGCAGGGACGCUGAGGCCCAGGGGCUGUUGGAGAGGAUGCCGGCUGCUUCGCACACCCACCCCAAUUCCUGGGCCAGCGUCCCGGUCACGUCCUGGGCCGGGGGGAAGGAGGGUGACACAGGCUCCAGGAAGAGAGGAAGCCCUCACCUCCCCCUUUCUGUGGUGGCCUGACAGCUCAUCCUCUUACUCUGCCGUUUCCCUGACUCCGGAAUAGUGUCUUGUAGAGGAAUUUGGCUCCGUAUAUUUUUCUGCUAGGAUACUAUAAAACUUUUUAAAUUGAUGUCAUACAAUUAAAUAAUUUAGCCAAACAAUUGCAUCAACUUAAAAUUCUUUAACUCUGUUUUGCCUGUCUCCCAGUCCUCAUCAGCACGUGCACCCACAGUCCUGAUAAUGCCAUGGUCUGGGGUGCAGAACCCUCUCAUCAUCUCUGAGCCUCCGGGGCGCUGGGGGGGAGGAUGCGGAAGAGAGCCGCCCACCACCUGAGGCUGCAGGGCCCGAACCUGUCCCGGACUUGGGCCUCCCACCCCCCGUGCGGUGCAUUCUCACCUGGGUGCUUAGCACGGGUGUAGGGGGCGUGAGGUACUGUCGGUCCUCUUUCCUCUUAAAAUGUGUGAGACGCUUUCUCACGCACUGAUACGGCGUGUCCACUGUAGGGCUUCUGACGAAUAGUUAGGUGGCGUUCUACUGUGUUGCUUUCAUCAUCUGUUUGGAAGGAAUUUCCACUAUCUGGAGAAUUUCAGGUUUGUUUUUCGGCAAGGACUGGGGUCCCAUUUCUCUCCCCAGUGCAGUUAGUGUGCUUCCAUAGUCUGACUGGUGAAGGUGGGGCUUUAACCCUUCUCCCACUGACGGGCAGUCAGAGGGGCUGCCUGCUCGGCCCUCCCACUGCAGGCCCCCCGAGCUGGUCAGCAGGGGAGCACAGGGCUGGAAGGGGCAGGGCAGGUGCUGCCAUCCUCGGGGUGUGACAGGAGCCUGAGCGGGGAAGGCCGGGCGUUCUGGGGACAGAGCAGAGCCGAAGCUUUGAGAAGCCUGGCCGUCCCAAGCGCCCCCUUGAAGCACACGGAGCCCACCGAGGUUUCCAGGGCAGUAGUCCUGGGUUUUAUCAGUACCCAGUCUCUGCACUUAGACAUGGGCAGUGGUCCCCACCACGGUUUAGUCUCCAUCCCAGUCAUCCGGUGCCUAGAGCAGGGCCUGGCCCACCGUGGGCACACGGUGACUGUUUAUUGAAUGAGCAAAUGAGUGAGUGGGUGACGUCAUUUGAGCCUCGUUCCGGCCGUGAGCCAGGAGGGCUGCUGUCACUCUCCCCGAGUGUCUAAUAAUUAGGGGGCCAAGGCUAGUGGGGGUCCAGUGACUGUCCCUUAGUGGGCUCCAGGCUUGCUGCCUCUGGCUCCUGGCACCUUGUAAGCGCUGUGUUGUCUGCGGGGCUCUUGAAGAUAAGGUGCAGUACUUCUGGGAGUGUCAGGGGCUCACCUGAUUUAGAGGCUAGUGAUGUUUUUACGCCCUGCCUGCAGUCGCUCUCCCCUUCGACGGAUGCUGUCGCUCCCCCUUUCCUCCCAGGGAGGGUGAGGAUUGCUGUACCCCACCCUGGUCUCCCGCAGCCCUCUACUGACAGAAGCCUGUGUCCAUCGGGCUGGCCAGGCCACCCUCUCUGUUCGCUGCCCCUCGAGAGGCCUUGCGGGCUGGAGCCCAGAGUGGAGGAUGCAGGCUGGCCGGUCCGGCCCUGGCAGUGCAGGGAGCUCGUGGACGUCCAAGGCCCCAUGGUGAAGUGUGCGUUCUGUGAAUGUGCUGGUCCGAUCCUUGGCCGGCACCUCUGCUGCCCUGGGCACAGAUGUCAGCCGCCUCCGCUGCACCUUUGCGGGGCUUCUAGCUCAGCGCCAGCUGUCCUGGCCCUGUUUGUUGAACGUGACACCGACCGCAUUCCCAGUGGCAGGACUUCGUGGCUGCACCAACAUCCCCAGAGCCUUCUCCUUAAGUUUCUCUGGAAGGAAGCUCGGUGUCUGCUGGGACUUGCUCCUCAGUGUACGCUCUCCCCACUCGGACAAGAGAGCCACUCGGAGGGUCGGCUUGGGAUGGGACGUCCUGCAAGGUAACAGGCUUCCAGAUGCCUCACAGACCCGAGGGGGUCUGCUCGCCCAAGCGUGUUAUACAGAGGUCAUUACUGCCCAUUUAUUUAUAAACUGUGCUUCCUUUUCUGCCCACCCUACACUCCAAAACCUAAAAAUACAAACAGGUAGAACUUGGAUAACAUAGACAUAAUUCAUCUAAAAUGUUUAAAGCGUCUCCCAAAGGGAAAAUUUGGAAGGUCUGCUGCCGGUAGACAUCGGUUGUUUUUGCCGACACACAUUUCUCCUUCUGGUCAAAGAGCCUGUCUCUCCCCCCAGCGCGCUCAGCCCACACCUGAGCCCUGGCGGGGCUCACAGCCCAACCUGGACCCACUGGUCCCAGUCACCUCAGCUGGAAGUCCAGGUAGGGGCUUUACCAGACGGAUGGGACAGGAGCCGAGAGCCACGACCAGCUGGGCCGCUCCCAGAAGACCCAGAGCACACAGGGAGGGCACAGGGCUCCCAGGGAGGGCACAGGGCUGAGAGGAGGGCGGGGGGGUGUGCCAACUGACGCCGGAGCCACUUGCACUCCGCAGGCGUGGUGGGGCCGAUCAUUUCCGCUCGCUUAAGUUCAUUUGAGCCGGAUUUCUAACGUUUACAUACGGGAUCCUGACGCACUGUUAAUCACCACCUUGGCAUCUGACAAACCCGGGUGAAGGAGGGUCCGUUAGUGAAGAGAAACCACUGACCUGAGAGUGGCUCUCGUUCAUACAGGUGUGAGCAGUUUCUCAGCACCCCAGAACCGAAGAUGCUUGCGUACCCUGCCAAGACCCGGUGACGGGUGCAGAGGCCCCCCGCGGGGUAGCAGUUCCGACCCGCAGAGGGCGGUGGGACUGGGACGCUUCCCGCGGGAGUUCUUCCCCACGCAUCACCCAGAGGGCAGCUAACGAGGGAGGCCCCUGAUUUGAACCUUCUCUGUCUUUACCCUUGCGAGCUUCCAAUGCAGCGGAUGUCAUUCUUUGUGCCUGCCUGGGAUGAUUCAAGCUGGCCGUCCUGGCCGCCAUCUGGCGGGCAUUUUCUCACGGUGCCGGCACCGUCAUGCUGGCGGAUGGGGCUUGUCCGUGAUGAGUGAACGCGGACUGCAUCUGCACUUGAUGGAUUUUGAGCGUUGGAGCGUGCAGGCCUGGUUGGAGGCUGGCAGGACUCAGCGUGUGGGCUGGGUCUGAAGAGGUGGGUCUGGAAAGUACAGCUGAGGUCUUUGGGAAUUGCUUGACCAGAACUCAGAGGCUGGGCAUCCAGCACUUUCCUGGUACUCGGGGGACUGGGCACGCUUCGGCUGGGUGCUGGUUUGAGUGGGAGGGGGCUGACCUUUGAAGGGAAUGGGGCCCAGGGCUGGUGCCGGCCCUGCUGGUCAGCAGAGGCGCCUGGGGCAAAGGGCUCAGCACACUGGUCUGUGCGUCGACUCUCAUACUCGAGGUUCCCUCCUUUCUGUGUGCGCUGAUACAUCACCACACCAGUAGAAGGUUCUCACAGUCGGAAUUCACAAGGAGCCCACCACGGCUAGGGGCUCUGAUGGGGCACGCCGUGCAGCAGAGGCCUGGGGGCCCUGCUGGGGUCUGUGUCUCCUUGUGGCUUUGUCUCGGGCAGGGGCCAACAGUGCGUCUUGUGCCUUCACCUCUGCAGGCCCAGGAGGAGCAGCAAGUGUGUGCCUAAGCCGCUCCGGAGCCUUGCCUGAGAAAAGGUGCAAGAAAAGCCCCACCUCUUCCCCCCCUGCGCCCCACCCAGAUCGUCAGGUCGGCGAGCAGAGACCCGGUCCCACUCCCGGCUCCCGGCUCCCGGGCAGCGCUCUGCUGUUCAUGUUCCAGGAGCUCCAAAGUGCAAGGGCUUGUGCUCGGCUGGUGCCCUGGCUUGGUCAGCAGGGCCCGGCUCAGACCAAGAAUUCCCGCAGGCACGGGGUGGGGUGGGGAAGACCAGAGCGCGAAGGGAAGAGCAUGUCGCGGCUGGGCCAGCACCCAGACCUUCCCAGGUGGGAGAGGCGACUGGCAGCUGUGGCCGGCACCCUCCCCUGGCCGCUGGGCUCUCCCAGUGCCGCAGGACCUGAGGCCACAUCCAGGGAGCGGGCGGCGCCGGCAGGGACUUCCAGUCUCAGGGCUCCUGCCGGGGCUAGAGUUCACCUUUUAAGCAAAUCUGGAGUAGGAAUCUUUAAAAUGCUCUUUCACCCAGUAAAAUAAUAAUAAUAAUAAAGCUGGUUAUUUUAUCAUUA